AUGACGCGGACGAGGGCCACAACGCGCCGCGACGGGCGGGCGUCCCCGCCAGAGCGCGACCAUCGCCCGCGCGACGGCCGCGGCGUCGCAUCGCGCGCCGCCGUCUCCGCCGUCCUCCUCCUCCUCCUCCUCCCGCGCGAGAUGGACUACGCGGCGCCCGCGGGCGAGGCGAUGACGUCGGAGGACGCGCCGAGGACGACGACGACGACGACGACGACGAGGACUUCGACUUGGACGACUUCGACGUCGACGUCGUCGUCGUCGUCGUCCUCCUCCGAGCGACCGCCGGAGUGGUCCACGUCCCCGCCCGACCGCGCGAACUCGGGCGAGGUCAUCGGCAGACUCCUGCGCGUCAUGCGCGAGAGGAACUACGCGCUCACGGAGGAGGAGCGCGCCAUCGUGCGGACGUGGCAGUCCGCGACGCAGCUUCGAGCCAUCGUCGCGGGGUACCUCAGCUACAGCGCGUUCGCGUCGUGCUGGCAACGAUUCGUCGAGCCGUCUCUCGCGAAGAGGAAAAGCCCAACGAGCGUGUUCGUCGCGGCGUCGCGCGUCGGCGGCGCGGCCGCCGUUGGCGCGUACGCCGCGUUCGCGGUGGUCAAGAUCCAAACCCGCGAGAUCGUGCGACAGCUGUGCGUCGUCGGCGAGGAGGACUCGAACCUCGGCGGCGAGGUGCGCGCCAUCGUGAAGGAGCUCGCGCCGCUGGAUCCGUACGUGAACGGCGGCGCGCACAACGGGGGUGGCUUGAUGACGUGGCCGUUCGCGAUGGGGGGGGGGGCGGGAUCGCGCGCGGGAGGAGGGAGGAGGACGCGGGAGGCGGCGGCGGCGGCGGCGGCGAAGACGUCCGCGGCGAACGACGACCACGAAGACGACGCACAGCUGUCAUUCUCCGGCGCGUCCGCGUCCGCGAGGCGCGUCCCGGAGCGCGCUGUACCGCCCGCGCGUUUCCGCGGCGGCGACGACCGCGACGGUUCAUCUUCCACCUCAGCAGCGCCGUUUCGCGCGCUCGGGGGCGUCUUCGGCGGGUCCCGCGGCGUCGACGCGUGGGGGCUCGAGAGCGACGCGGCGUCAGAGGACGCGGCGCGUCGAGCGGCGGAGAAGCGCGCCAAGUACAGGGGCGUCGGGAACAGCGCGAGCCGCGCGAGAGAGGACAUCGAGCGGAGGAAGCUUCAGACGCGUUUGGAGCAUCGCGCGCGAAUCGCGGCGAGUCGACGCGCCGUGGACGGCGAAAGGGGAGAGGGCGCGUUCGCGAGGAGCGGUAGCGCUCGAGACGCGCUCGACGAGACGCGCUCGCGUCGUGACCCCGCGGGCGUCCCUCGCCGCGGCGUGCGAAGGACCGCGUACGGGGACGAGAUGGACAGGUGA
Messenger RNA from Micromonas pusilla CCMP1545, 1362 nucleotides. RefSeq lists its product as uncharacterized. Lineage: Eukaryota; Viridiplantae; Chlorophyta; Mamiellophyceae; Mamiellales; Mamiellaceae. The transcript has a single exon. The record is from RefSeq and is a predicted model, not a curated record. Bases 1 to 1362 code for a protein of 453 amino acids.